GCAACGCCACAGCUAUCCCCAUUAUCUCCAGACUCGGAAUGGCUUUGGGUAUCCUUAUUUGGAAUACUACAAACUGCUUGACAGGCUGGGCCGGCGGAAGGUUUGGUCUUUUUGGCAUGAAACCAAAUCCACCAGCAAGUGACCUUUUGAAUUAUGGAGGACUUGUUUUGGUAAUCAUUGGAGGCGUUCUGUUCUCACGAGUCAAGGGUAAUUCUGCUGAAGAAGAUAGCGACAAAGAAAAACCCAAUGUCGCUUUGGUUGAAGUCGAAAAAACUACUCGAGGAUCGGCUGAGGCAGAGCCACUUAACGAGCUUGAGACGGAAAUCACGAGUAGCAACAAUGAAGCGAAAACGUUGUUGAGUGGAAAACACAGAAUAAUUUCAAUUACUUUCCACCAACUCCUUACCACUACCCUAUACCGCAAUUGCAGCGGUUUCGCCAUGGCAUUGAUAGCCGGCGUAUUCUAUGGGAUGACAUUUGUACCAGUGAUUUACAUGAUGGAUAAUCCGGAUUUGUUUCCUAACUACCCACAGGACAGCCUAUCCUAUGUGUUCUCACAUUAUUUCGGUAUUUUCCUAACGGCUACAACAUUGUUUAUUGGCUAUGCCGCCAUCAAAAAGAAUCGACCAACUAUACCGCAAGAAAUAUUUUUUCCUGCCUUUUUGGCAGGACUACUAUGGGCUAUCGCUCAGUCUUCCUUCUUCGUUGCCAAUCAGCAUCUCUCUCAAGCCGUUACAUUCCCGAUAAUCACUAUGCUUCCUGGUUGCAUUGCUUCGGCAUGGAGGGAUCAGUGUCUUGCGCGAAUAGCUAAUUAUCUCAGAAAUUAUCCAUUUCGAGAAAAGGGUAGAGCUCAGCAUUCUCCAGAGGGCAAUUUGUUUUGAGG
Messenger RNA from Strongylus vulgaris, 883 nucleotides. Lineage: Eukaryota; Metazoa; Nematoda; Chromadorea; Rhabditida; Strongylidae. The record is from the annotation of a GenBank genome assembly.